This is a messenger RNA of Henningerozyma blattae CBS 6284, 1299 nucleotides long. RefSeq lists its product as uncharacterized. The record is from RefSeq and is a predicted model, not a curated record. The coding region runs from base 1 to 1299 and encodes 432 amino acids. Gene Ontology annotation, cellular component: cyclin-dependent protein kinase holoenzyme complex; centrosome; nucleus. The transcript has a single exon. Gene Ontology annotation, biological process: regulation of cyclin-dependent protein serine/threonine kinase activity; G2/M transition of mitotic cell cycle. NCBI's taxonomy places the organism in Eukaryota, Fungi, Ascomycota, Saccharomycetes, Saccharomycetales, Saccharomycetaceae. Gene Ontology annotation, molecular function: cyclin-dependent protein serine/threonine kinase regulator activity.
AUGAGUGAAAUUAUUAUCACCCAACAACAAAAUACUUUGGACUCUACUGAUGAUGAUAGAAUAUUCAAACUACAGGCCCCAAUAACUAUUGCAAUUACAACAGCUUCUUCAGAAAAUUAUUCGGAUUGUGAUUCUACUAGUACUACCCCUACUCCAUUAGAUCUGAAAAAAGAUUCGGUUUCAAUUGAUGAUCUUAUCAUUAAUACCGAUAAAAAACAAUCAAAAGUUUAUUUGACUCCAGAAAGCAUAAAGAAUUGUAAUAGUAAGUUGAAAUCUGUCGAGCCGGUGAAUUUUUCUACAAAUAAGAAAAGAUCUUUUGAAGAAUGUGCCAAUGACAGCGACGAAGUAUGCAUUAAAAAGUCCAAAAGUCUUAAAGAAAAUUGGGAUGAUCUGGAUUUAAAAGAAUCUCUUGACAUUAAAAUGGUAGUUGAAUAUUCAAAUGAUAUUUUCAAUUAUUUAUAUCAAAGAGAAGUAGAAACCAUCCCUACUUUAAACUAUUUAACAGCCAUUGAUUCAGAAUAUUACAUCAAACCUGCCAUGAGAGCCGUUCUUGUUGAUUGGUUAAUUGAAGUUCAUGAAAAAUUUAAUUUAACUACAGAAACAUUAUUACUAGCCAUCAAUAUAAUGGAUAGAUUUCUAUCCACAAAUAAAGUCACCAUGUCAAAAUUACAAUUAUUAGCCGUGACAUCUCUUUUCAUGGCAGCUAAAUUUGAAGAAGUUAAAUUACCAAAAUUGGCUGAUUACUCGUAUAUUACUGAUGGUGCUGCCACUCAAGAUGAAAUUAAAAUAGCUGAAAUGUAUAUGCUUUCUUCUUUGAACUUCCAAAUUAGUUCUAGUAAUCCAUUAAAUUUCUUGAAUAGAAUUUUGAAAACCGAUAAAUAUAAUUCAAAAUUAGCUCACAUGGGGACUUUUAUUUUAGAACAUUCCAUUUGCUGUCAUAAAUUUGUCGAUAUUAAACCUUCGACGCUUGCUGCUUUAUCAAUGUUUUUGGCAAAGCAUAUUUUUUACUCUACAUCAAAUCAAUCAUCGAAUAUCAAAGCUUCUGUUGUAUCUAAAGAGGAUACAAAAAGAAUUUGGAAUGAAACUGUUAAACAUUAUAGUGGUGAUAUUGAUAUUUUAAACGAUACAAAGUUUCAAGAAUUAAGUAAGGAACUGAUUGAAGAAAUUGCUUUUCCAACUACUGAUUUAUCUUCGUUAGUUAUCAAAUACAAACAAUCCUCUCGUGAAGCAGUAUUUUUCGAUGUUCUUUAUUGGUGUAGAGAUAGAUCUGCCGAUGAAUUUAAAGGUUUAUUCGAUUGA